Haemonchus placei is the source of this 153-nucleotide messenger RNA. The record is from the annotation of a GenBank genome assembly. Lineage: Eukaryota; Metazoa; Nematoda; Chromadorea; Rhabditida; Trichostrongylidae.
ACGCCUUGUAAGGAAAACCUACGCAACUCCUUCCCACAUAUGGCAAUGCUGCAUUCGGAGGUUCACAUACAUACAUGCAACCUUAUCUUUUGUAGUCAUCCAAGAAGAGGAUUCACUAAGACUUUUCUCAGUCAAUCCAAGACCACCUUGUGA